Sinocyclocheilus rhinocerous is the source of this 4138-nucleotide messenger RNA. Its product is annotated as trichohyalin-like. Gene Ontology annotation, biological process: actomyosin structure organization; cortical actin cytoskeleton organization. The transcript is spliced from 24 exons. The record is from RefSeq and is a predicted model, not a curated record. Gene Ontology annotation, cellular component: cytoskeleton; plasma membrane. The coding region runs from base 190 to 3918 and encodes 1242 amino acids. Gene Ontology annotation, molecular function: cytoskeletal protein binding. NCBI's taxonomy places the organism in Eukaryota, Metazoa, Chordata, Actinopteri, Cypriniformes, Cyprinidae.
UGCCGCAUACAGACAUGUGCUGCUACAGUAUAGAACCGCAGUAACAUGAAUGUGAACUAAACUGCCGUUCUGAAGAGAAUUGAACUUUUGCAGCUCAUUCCCUGAUAUAUAAAGUGGGGGAAAGCAUGAGACUGACUGAAUUCCACCACCAGAGGAAUAAAUAGAAGAGAAGAGAAAGGUUUGAGAGACAUGUUGCAGUGCCGAGUGAAUUUCCUGGACGACACCUACUUUGUGUGGGCGCUGGAGAGAAAUGCACUGGGACAGGAUCUCUUUAAUAAAGUUUGUGAACACCUUGACCUGUUGGAGAGGGAUUAUUAUGGUCUGGUCAUGUGGGAUUCUCCUAGUACCCGGGUAUGGCUGGACUGUGCCAAAGAGAUCCGAAAACAGAUAAAAAGUCCAGUAACGGAAUUCUUUGUCAACAUCAAGUUUUACCCACCUGAUCCCUCCAUUCUAGCUGAAGACAUCACAAGAUAUCUCCUGUGUCUUCAGCUGAGGAAAGAUAUUCUGAUUGGCCGACUGCCCUGUCCACCAGACAUCCUGGCUCUGCUGGGUUCAUACACAGUUCAGUCAACAAUUGGCGAUUAUGACCCAAAUCUCCACAAGAACAACUAUGUCAGUGAAAUUGUUCUUGCACCCAAUCAGAGUGAAGAGUUGGGGGAGAGAAUAAUGGAGCUGCAUUCCACAUACAGAUUCAUGAAUCCUGCUCAAGCAGAUAAGCUUUUCCUUGAGAACGCCAUGGGGCUCCCCAUGUAUGGAGUAGACCUGCAUCCUGCCAAAGAUGUCAACGAUGCAGAUGUGAUGCUCGGCGUUUGCUCUGAAGGACUGAUGGUAUAUGAGGAUGAAAUUAAAACAAAUAUAUUCCUCUGGCCCAGAGUUCUUAAAAUCUCCCACAAACGCAGCACCUUUCUUCUGAAGAUGCGCCCUUCUGAGCAGGAUGAGUUUGAGGGUGCCAUCAGCUUCAGUUUGGCCAACUACCGAGCCUGCAAACAACUGUGGAAAUGCUGUGUGGAACAUCAUAGUUUCUUCAGAAACAGAAUUCAAGACAAAAAAACAAAAAGGCUGCUGACCUUGGGUUCAAGGUUCCGUUACCAUGGAUGCACUCAGUCUGAGUGUCUGGAAGCCAGCGGCAACAUCACUCGGGCCCCUCCACGAUUCACACGCUUUAUCAUCAAGAGAAAAGGAAAUGAAGAAAUUCUGGAUGUUUUAAAACAACCAAUUCGAACAGAGUUGGAUGACUGGUUCCUGGUCUAUGGUCCAGAUAAAUGGCGCAUUUCUACAUCAGAUGAUGUGAUGCUAGAAAGUGAGAAGCUGCAGGAGUGGAAGCAUCAUGCGGAUGAUUGGUGUGUCCUCCUUGACGGCAGCCCAUUUUUAGUAUCAGGCAUCCAGCAGCCCCUUCAGACUGAAGAACAGAGAGAAGAUGUGGAAGUUGUGAAGGGGUCAGAGGAGAGGCUCACAGAUGAGCAUGUGAUAACACAAACAUAUAAAGUUCAGGUCAUCCAGGAGGGGUCUGACAUUAUUGAGAAAGAACUUCAUGAAAUCAUGAAAAGUGAAACUUCGGAAAUUAUGAAACCUCUAAAGGAGACACCCAAAGAAGAAGUACUAGAAGUCAAUAGAGAAAGAAUACAAAGGGUAGUAAUCACUAAAAAGUGGACACAGGAGGUCAACUCUUUGGUGGAAUCACAAGAAGAUGUAAACAAAAAGAUAGAGAGGGUGGAGAUGUUGGAAAGACGUGUAAUGAUCACCGAAAAGAAGACACUGGGAUCUGAGGACACUUUCGAGAGAAUGAAAAUCAUGGAACAGAGACUAGAAGAGGUGGACACUAUCGAGCGAAAGCUAGUUGAGGUGGAAGAGCUGAGGUUUGGAUUACAGGAUGUGGAAAGUUUGGAACAAAGGUUGCAGCAAGUUGAGAAGGAGGAGCUUCAACGAGCAGAGACAGAUGAUUGGUACAUUUUACUUGAUCGCAUGUCAUUGAUGCCUUCAGCUACCCGCACAGGAGGAGUUAAAGAAAAUUUGCAACAGAUAGUAUAUAACCCCAAACCAAUGAAGAAAUAUGACGAUUGGUACAUUCUAUUUGAUGUGCUUCCACAAACCAUGGAAAUAUCGUACCCCCUUCCAGAUGUGAGCAGAUUCGUUCCUGAAGAAGAUCAGGCUGAAGAAGAGAAGAGAGAGGUCGAGAGAAAAAUACAGCAAGAGCUGGUGCCACCAGAGAAGACAAAAACACAGACUAGAGAGGAGGUGAUUCAGAGCAGAGUGAAAACAGAGGAGGUCCAGAAAGAACAACACGAGCAGGUGACAGAGGAUUAUAGGAGACCACAGCCAGCUGUUCUUGAGCAGAGAGCAGCAGAGCCUCAAAUAGACAAAGAGGAUGACUGGUUUGUCGCUUUGGAUGGUUCUCCUAAAAGAUCAGUGCCCUCUGUUGAGAUGUACGAGGAGACCCGAGAGGAGGAGAUCCAGGGAAGAGUGAGAAUAGAGCAAAUAAAACAACAGGAGCAGGUGGAUUAUGGGAGACCACAGACAGUUAUUCUGGAGCAGAAGUCAACACAACCUCAAAGAGAUGUGGAGGAUGACUGGUUCAUUAUUUUUGAUGUUUCUCCUAAAGGAUCAGUGCCCUCAUCCCCACAACUGCAAGAUCCAACUGUUGAGCUGUAUGAGGAGACCAGGGAGGAGGUGAUUCAGAGCAGAGUGAGAAAAGGGGAGCAAGUGAUUGAGGUGACGACCGUGAGCGCUAAAGAACAAAUAAUAGUACCAGAGAAGAAGAGGACGAGUAUCAUACAAACCCCACAGUUUCUAGUCGUGGCCAGAGACAUCGAUGACGACUGGUUUCAGCUUUAUGACAAAGUGCCGUAUGAGCAGAAGAGUUUCCCAUCAGAUGUCAGAAGCAGAGAUUUUGAGAUGAUUCCUGUCGGGGUUCAGGAGGUUGAUGAUGACUGGUUUGAUCUUUUGGACACAGCACCUCCUGAGAUGAGGAGCGUCCCUUCAGUUUCAUUGGCUACUGAAGAGCACAGGAUGAAAGAACAGGAAGACAGAAGAAUGAGACUGCAGCAGAUGAGAGUGAGGGAGGAGGAGGAGAAGAGACUAAGAGAACAGGAGAAGCGAAAACAAGAGCUGGAAGCCAGAAGAGCGCAACCAGCUAUUACUGUGAAAACAGAAACACAGCCUCAGAUUGAAAAAGAUGACGACUGGUUCAUUCUUUUUGAUGUUUCACCAAAAGAAAUAAUUGUUGCAGAUGUCCUUAAAGUGGACAGGAGGGCUGAGGAAGAGAAGAGGAGAAGGGAAGAAGAGAGGAGGAAGCAGAUACAAAUAGAGGAAAGAACAAAAAAAACAGUGAUACCAGAGAAAAAAACAGUACAACUGCGGACAGAAGUGGAGGAUAACUGGUUUAUCCUUAUGGGCGAUUCCCCUAAAGAUUAUGUUCCAACUCUUCGACCCACACCUGUUAUUUCCCCAGUGGCUCCGCCCAAACCCCGCCCGCAGAUCCCAACUGACCAACCACUGACUUCCACUCCGACUGCACAACCUGUGUCCAUUACAAAAACCUAUCAGGAGAAGACAAAAUACAUAUGGAACAUCACACUGGAGUCUGAGUCUGAGAUCGAGCCGGUGCUUAUGAGGAAGAUAAGGAGAAGUGAAGGAGAGAGCGUCUAUAUUCGUCACAGCAUUCUGAUGCUGGAGGAUUUUGAUGUGUCCCAUGAGAUGAUUUUGAAGCACUACGCCAGCAUUACUGAACUUAAGCGUGACUUUAUGGAGGUCAAGCAAGAUUUCGGACCCACUGAAUGGGACAGACGUCUCUCGUCAUACUCACCUACAGCCAAAGCUCAGUUCCUGCAUGCCAAUGAAGAGAUACUCAUGAGAAUGGGCUUAAUUGAAGACAAUGGAAAAACAGUCUGGUUUCGCCCACGAGAGCUAAUAUAUGUCUGAAUUUAAACAGCUUGAACUUUGCAUAUAAUCACUGCUGAAACAUUCAAGUAUGUGAAUGUGUUGAAAAACCAAAUGCUUAGCAUGUUUUAUAGAAUAUAAUCCUCUUUUGCAGUUUUCUUCAGUUUGAUCAAUCUAAUUUAACAUUGUUCAUAAUCGUUGUUUCCUUGUACAACAGUAUAUCAAAAGCAUCAUUUAAUUUGUGUACACUGAAAAAAACUCA